AUGGCCCGCCGUCCUGCCCGUUGCUACCGGUACUGCAAGAACAAGCCGUACCCCAAGUCGCGGUUCAACCGUGGUGUGCCGGACCCCAAGAUCAAGAUCUACGAUCUGGGCCGCAAGCGCGCCACCGUCGAUGACUUCCCUCUCUGCGUCCACCUCGUCUCCAACGAGUAUGAGCAGCUGAGCUCUGAGGCCCUUGAAGCCGCUCGUAUCUGCGCCAACAAGUACCUUGUCAAGUAUGCCGGCAAGGAAGGUUUCCACCUGCGCGUUCGCGCCCACCCCUACCACGUCAUCCGCAUCAACAAGAUGCUUUCUUGCGCCGGUGCCGAUAGAUUGCAGACUGGUAUGCGUGGUGCUUUCGGCAAGCCCCAGGGUACCGUCGCCCGUGUCGACAUUGGUCAGAUUCUGAUCUCUGUCCGCACCCGUGACUCCAACCGCGCCAUUGCCCUCGAGGCUCUGCGCCGCUGCCAGUACAAGUUCCCUGGCCGGCAAAAGAUCAUCGUCUCCAAGAACUGGGGCUUCACCCCUCUCCGCCGCGAGGAGUACCUGGAGAAGAAGGCUGCUGGCCGCGUCCGCGUCGAUGGUGCUUAUGUUCAGUUCCUCACCAACCACGGCAACCUCGAGGAGAACAUGCGUCGCUUCCCCGACGCCUUCAAGGCUUAA
Thermochaetoides thermophila DSM 1495 is the source of this 660-nucleotide messenger RNA. Its product is annotated as 60S ribosomal protein uL16. The record is from RefSeq and is a predicted model, not a curated record. NCBI's taxonomy places the organism in Eukaryota, Fungi, Ascomycota, Sordariomycetes, Sordariales, Chaetomiaceae. Gene Ontology annotation, molecular function: structural constituent of ribosome. The transcript has 3 exons. Bases 1 to 660 code for a protein of 219 amino acids. Gene Ontology annotation, cellular component: cytosolic large ribosomal subunit; ribosome. Gene Ontology annotation, biological process: ribosomal large subunit assembly; translation.